AUGUGUUUCUUUCCGGAACACCGGGGGCGGAUAAAGGCAGAGGCAAGGCACGACAAGGGAAGACAAUGCAUGACAAAGGCAAAGGCAAAUGAAAAUGGCAAGGCAACAAUAAGACAAGGUGAGGCAAGGCAAGGAAAGUCUAGGCAACUCAAAGGCAAGGCAAAGGCAAAGGGAAAAGAAGGCAAGGGGAAAUGA
This is a messenger RNA of Prunus armeniaca (apricot), 195 nucleotides long. NCBI's taxonomy places the organism in Eukaryota, Viridiplantae, Streptophyta, Magnoliopsida, Rosales, Rosaceae. The record is from the annotation of a GenBank genome assembly.